This is a messenger RNA of Amyelois transitella, 4842 nucleotides long. It is a transcript of the gene Nct, whose product is annotated as nicastrin. Lineage: Eukaryota; Metazoa; Arthropoda; Insecta; Lepidoptera; Pyralidae. The coding region runs from base 257 to 2425 and encodes 722 amino acids. The transcript has 15 exons. The record is from RefSeq and is a predicted model, not a curated record. Gene Ontology annotation, cellular component: membrane. Gene Ontology annotation, biological process: protein processing; Notch receptor processing.
CCCACAACGUUUGCGUUGUCGAGUAGACAAAACGUUGUGGAAACGAUGUGUCAUAAAUAACGCUCACGCCUACUAUAACUAUUUACAAUUUAUUGUAGUUUGUGCAAUCAUUUGAGUUCUACAUUUAUAAGUUUUCAUUUAUUUGCAAUAUUAUCUAGACGAUGAGUGAAGAAAGAGUAAUUUUAUUAGAAAGAAAAUUGUAGAACGUUGUAUCUUGCGUGUAAUGUGGCAGAGCAAACUAAAAACAUAAGUUGAUAUGGCUCUCGUCAGUAAAAACAUUGUGACAUUAUUAUAUAUGAUUGUGAUACUAAUUAAUUCCUCUGAUAGUGAACGACUCCACAAACAAAUUUAUUCAUCCAUAGAAGGGGGAGCGGCAUGUUUCAGAAGGCUAAAUGGUACAAAACAAGCAGGAUGUUCAUCUUCCAACAAAGGCACUGUAGGUGUAGUGCAAAUGGUUCAUAACUUAGAAGAUGCACAGUGGAUAGCAUACAAUGGAACAGCUGGACCAUACAUGGCUGUUGUUAGCACAGCUAUAUUCCAUGAUGUUAUUGAAGUUCUGAUGUCGCACUCUGGGCAUGUGGCUGGCAUUUUACUCUUUGCUAAUGCAACAAUCAGGGCAAACGGCUUCACUCAAGAUUCACAAUGUCCAAAUGGAUACGCAUCUGGUCCCGGCAGCCAAUGUUUGUCUGGAAAUGGUGGCAUUGUUUGGAACGAAGCUGGCACAGAUCUCCUGAGGAGAGAUAUACCAUUUCCCAUAUUUUUCCUACCUGAAUCAAAAAUUGAUGAGAUAGAAAAAAUUGAAGACUGCUAUAAGAGGUAUAAUCUUGAAAGAAAACAAAAUGGCCAGCCAUUAUGUUCAUUGCAAAUGAAUUCUUUCAUGUAUGCAGCAGUAAAUUCUGUAGUUUGUUUAAGGAGAUCUGCCACAACAGCUCUUUUGACUCCGACGAAAGUUUGUGACCCUUUGGGUGAUAAUAAUGUGUACUAUUCUCUAUUUCCCAGAGGAAAGGAGACAAAUACAACAAAAAAGCCAGUUAUACUGACAACCGCUAGAAUUGAUACGGCCUCGUUGUUUGACGGCUUGUCUCCCGGUGCUGCCAGCUCCGUGGUCGGAAUGGUAACUCUUAUAACAGCGGCCGCCACACUUGCACAGACCAUAUCCGCGGCUAAUGCCCACCUUUAUAGACGCAACGUGCUUUGGGCUCUUUUCAACGGUGAGACAUUUGACUACAUCGGCUCACAGCGUGUUGCAUACGACAUAAGCCGCAAAGCGUGGCCUCCCAAUGCACCACUAUCUGAAACAGACAUACCACUUCAUUUAGAAAUAGGCCAGCUGGGCGGGUCGCUCUUGAAAAAUAAGGACACUGAUACGUGGCCCCUGUAUGCUUUUGUGCCUGAAAAUAGUGAAAUACGCGAGCUGUUCCUUCAACAAAUGUCUUCUAACAUCGAGGCAUACAAUAUGACUUUGCAGCCGAUCUUCUCGACGAAUUUGCCGCCGUCGUCCCUUCACUCGUUCAGAAGAAUAUUACAGAAUGCAACAACUAGUGGCAUGAUACGUGAAGUAUUAUUAACCGACCACAAUGAAAAGUUCACCAAUUUGUUCUACAACUCUGCGCUGGAUGAUUAUGAAAAGAUCGGUUUUGUAUAUCGGAACAUUAGCAUUGGAAACGAUGGAACAUUUGUUUCUACUGACGAAUUGGUGGCAAAUGGCAGCAUGAAAACGAGUGACAUCCAAGUAAAGAUAGCGAAUCUCGCGUCGGCAUUGGCCCGGACUUUAUACGAACAAGUUUCGGAAGCCCAGUACACUGGAAACGUCAGCGCGUCUGCGCAUUUGGUCGACGAGAUGCUGUACUGCUUUUUGAAGAGCCAAGCUUGCCGUUUGCUGUUGGCGGCGGAUUACGCUCAGAGCGGUAGUCGCGAGGACAACCUGCCGGAAAUACCAGCGCCGCUGUACGUGGGCGUGGCCGCGUGGAGUACUACCGCGCCGGUGUUCGCGGGACAUCUGCUGGCGCUGCUUACUGGCACCCAUCUCCAGCAGAACCGGACGCAAUGCGACGCGCUAUCUGAUCCAGACUACUCCUAUUACUGGCUGAGAGGUUGGAACAACAGUGGAGUUUGCAUACAAACUACAAUGAAUUUCAGUCAAGCCGUCAGCCCAGCAUUCAUGAUCCCAGAUUACGACUUCACGUCCGGUGAAUACUCAACAUGGACGGAGUCUGUAUGGCAAGCGAUGUGGGCGCGCGUGUUCGUUUCCGCGAGCGGAAACGGUGCUCAAUUUGCCGCUAUUUUGGGCGCAUUCACCACCGUCUUAGCUGCGUUCUUCACUUUCUGGCUUCAUAAGCAUUCGGCUGUGGUUUUCGAUAACGCGCCCACUGCUCUGGUCAACAACGAUGCCGCCUCUGGGAUCUUAAGGACUGUAAAUUGCUGAAGACUGCAAGUUGAAAUAGUAUUGAUGGAGCAGAAAAGGCUGUGUUGUAAUAAUUAUGUAAUAUUGACCAUUAAAAUCAUUCAAUUCAAUCAUAUUAAUCAGUUAUAAGUAUACUUACACCGCCGAGAUAACAUAGCAGUAGGGAUGGCGAUUUUUCCCGAAAAAGAUAGAUUUUUAAUUUUUAUAUCGAUCCGAUUCGUAAGCGGACAUAUCGAUUCAGAAAAAAGGUCGAUUAUAAUGUAAUUACAUAAAUCCAUUUCAUGCAAAACAAAAUUACAUAACAACUGAUCUUUUACCAGUAACAAUCAGUUUUUUUUGAGUUCAGGGAAUUCGAUAAUUACAAUUAUUUUAUUACUUUAUCAAAGUCAGGUAUGAAAGAAGAUAUUUAUUUUCAAAAUGUAUUUACAUGAAAUUGUCACCCCAGGCUAAAUUAAUCUAAACUUUAAAAUUAAAUAUCGAAUGAUGAUUUUCAAGGGUGAAACAUCAAUUCCCUAGAUCGAUUCAGUACUGCAUAUCGAUUUAAAAGUUCGACCUUUUGGGCUUGAAAGAUCGAUUCUUUGAUUAGUUGAUCUCAGAUCGUCAUCCCUACCUAGCAGUAAAUUUCUAUAGCACGGGCGUGUGCUGUCUUAUAUCUCGCUUAUUAAUCAACAAAUAAUAUAAAUAUUGUAUGAAAUCUAUCACCACUUUCAGUACAGAUAAUGUAAGCACCUAUAUAAUUUAGCAAGUCACUUAGCAAAAUGUAUUUCUUAGAAUGAGUACUAACUAAUAGGCUAGGUAGGAAACAUUUCACUCAUUGCUAUGUUUAAGUUUAUUUAUUUAAUUUGACGAUUAGAACUUACUAAUAAAAUACUUGUGAAGUUAUUACAACUUUAUUGACCUUUAAGUUUUUUACAACACAGAACUAAACAUAGUGUACGCCAAAGUCUUUCCCAAAGUUCGAAGAAACGUUGCACCCAUUUGUUUUACAUCUUUAUUAGAUAACAAAUGAAAAGAUGUCAUAUUGAAUAAGUUUUCAUUGAAUACAUCGUAUUUAUUUAAUACGUCUGCAGUGUAACAAGAUACCAUGUCGCUUGUGUUGAGUCUCAAAUUGUUUAACACUUCUGUUAGCUGAUGCAUGUUGCACCAGAAGUUCACAUAAAUUUCAUUUAAUUUUGGAUUUGUGAAAUCAUUUUUAAUUUUUUCAUGGGUGUCAUCAGUUAAUUUCUGCCAGCUACUUAUUUCUCUUUCAAUGAAAAAAGUGUUCUGUGAAGGGUAUCCUGGUAAUGAAUAUAAAGAGGAACUGUUACUACAACUACCGUCUUCUGUGCCAUUUUCACUGUGUACAUUAGCAACUUCAAUAUCGAUUUCGUGACUACUGCCAUUUCUUAAAAACGCGCUGCCCAGCGCAUCUAUAAAGACCUUGUUCAAAAUUAUUUGCUGGGUGAAUUCACAAAUUUGAUUGUCAUUAAAAACCAUAAAUAUUCCAUCUUGAAAUGAGAAGAAAAUGUCAAGCUUUGCGGUAGAAGAAUAUUUUGUAAUGAUAAUGAAAUAUAUAUUUCUCAUAACAUUAAGAGCAUUAAUUUUCCCGUUUUGUAUUAAACAUUUCAAUAUGUACCCUUGUGUUAAAUUACAGAAGUGCCAAUUAAGAAAACAAAAUGAAGGUAUUAUUUUUUUAUCUGAUAUAGGAUUGUUGAGUAAAUUAAUGUAAGCAUUAAUAAAAUCCAGAAAUACUAUAUUGUAAAUGUGAAGACAUCUAAAAUCCUGAUAUUCUAAUGAAAUAGCUUUAGGAAGAUUUUCUAAUUUUAUAGAUUGUCGCCUAUUGAUCGGUUUGUUUACUGUGUUGGUUUUUCUUAUGUCUUUAGUACUUGUGAGGGACUUUAUUUUGUUUAAAAAUUUAAAUUUAAAAAUGUUUGCGUUGAGAUCGUUCUGAACUACAAUAUCCCUUUGUGCUAAUUGGACUGGGCCUUGAGUAAGUGUUCCGCCUUGAAUUUGCUUGAACAAGAGCUGCAUACAAUGACAAAUAGCUGCUUUUAUAUAUGGUUGUAGUUCAUAGAUAUGUGAUUGAUUUCCUAUGCAGAUUCCAGAAGUUUUGAAACAAAGUUUUAUAUAUGGCAGUAGUCGGUGAAUAUCUGAAUCGUAGAUUAUUUCUGUCGACAUCCAAGAAUAUUUGCACGUUGAACUUUUAAUAGAGAAUAUGCAACGUAACACCACGGGUUCCGUUGGUUCAUCAACUGUUAAUAAAAUUUUAACGGUGGAUUGAGUUAUUUGACUUUCUGCCACAUUUUCUUUAGAUCCUAAGUUAUUAAGUACUCUUAUUUUUUCAUCAUUCGUCCCAAUAUCACUGUCAAAUUGCAUUAAAAAUGUUUGUCCAUAAUUUUUUGUCAAAUAUGCUUUCUUUUCAUAAAAUUUCUUAAUAAAAUCUCUUUUCAUUAAAUUAA